Messenger RNA from Ipomoea triloba (trilobed morning glory), 1861 nucleotides. Its product is annotated as galactoside 2-alpha-L-fucosyltransferase-like. NCBI's taxonomy places the organism in Eukaryota, Viridiplantae, Streptophyta, Magnoliopsida, Solanales, Convolvulaceae. The record is from RefSeq and is a predicted model, not a curated record. Gene Ontology annotation, biological process: xyloglucan biosynthetic process; cell wall biogenesis. Gene Ontology annotation, molecular function: galactoside 2-alpha-L-fucosyltransferase activity. The coding region runs from base 97 to 1803 and encodes 568 amino acids. Gene Ontology annotation, cellular component: membrane; Golgi apparatus. The transcript has 3 exons.
UGAUUUUUUGUACUAAAACAUGGCAUACCUGUUUUUUGCAAAAAUCAAUGUUGAAGAGAUCAUGAUCGAUCACCUAGUAUAGCAUUCGAUUUAGAAAUGAAGCUAUACAAAAGUCGUUCUGAUAGUCAUCAACCCAAACCUUAUUCAGAUCAUCGUCAUCACCAAAACAAGAUUUCCCCCGAGGAUAAUAAUCAUCGAAACUGCAAACGUGGGGUGCUACUGCUGCUGAUUCUUGUUGCUAUAUUGAUGAACUUGACAGCUCUGGUUUUUGUCUCCAUGCUUCUGAAAGAUUCUCAGCUCUUCAAUGGCUUCUCGGCGGUGGUUUCCGACGCCGGAAGUAACCCACCCAUACCACCAAAAGAAGACAAUCUCCGGGAGCGGCCUGAGGAGGUGCCAAAGUUAGAUAAGCUACUCGGCGGUCUUCUUGAUCCCAGAUUUAAUGAAAGAUCGUGUUUGAGUAGGUAUGAAUCAGUGCAAUAUCUCAAGGAACUAAAGCGCCGGCCGUCUCCUUCUCUGAUCUCCAAGCUGCGAAGCUAUGAAGCUCUUCACCGGCGCUGCGGACCAUAUACAAAAUCGUAUAACAAAACCGUGGAACUCUUGACGUCCGGUGAACGGCCGUUUGCCGGCACGGACUGUAAGUAUGUGAUUUGGAUACCUGUCAAUGGGUUAGGAAACAGAAUUCUGUCUUUAGCCUCAGCUUUCCUAUACGCCAUUGUUACGAACCGAGUCGUUCUCGUUGCUCCGAUGGAUCACGUGCCGGAUCUCUUCUGUGAACCGUUCCCCGGAACUUCCUGGUUUCUGCCGGAGGAUUUUCCGGUUACCGGUUACUUCAAUGGAUUUGAGAAGAACUCCGGGUUCUGUUACGGGAAUCUGGUGAAGAACAAUUUGAUUGACAAGUCAAAAAUUCCGCAGUUCAUUUUUCUCAAUCUGAAAUACGACAUGGAUCAUUACGAUCAACUGUUCUUCAAAGAUGAAGAUCAAAAGUUUCUGCAGAAAAUACCAUGGCUGAUUAUGAAAUCCGACCAGUAUUUCAUCCCAUAUCUUUUCCUGAUGCAAUCCUUCAAAAAAGAUGUCGGGGACAUGUUUCCCGACAAAGAAUCCGUGUUCCAUUUCCUGGGACGGUACCUAUUUCAUCCCACAAAUCCCGUAUGGAAGUUGAUUAUCAGAUACCAUCAAGCUUACCUAGCCGGAGCCGAUGAGAAGAUAGGAAUUCAGGUUAGGGUGUUCGAGGAUGAACCCGGUCCGUUCAAACAUGUUUUGGACCAAAUCAUAAGUUGUACAAUGUCUGAGAACAUACUGCCAUUAAUAAACAUAGACCACGAUCUGGCUAAACUCAACAUAGGCAAAAAGAACAAUAAAACCAAAGCUGUGCUGAUAACAUCUCUGAAUUCUUGGUACGCCGACGUGAUUCGCGACAUGUAUUUGCAGUAUUCAACGGAGACUGGGGAGGUCAUCCGAGUUCACCAGCCGAGUCACGAAGAACGCCAGAAAGAGAACGAUGGAUUGCACUACGCAAAGGCAUUGGCAGAAAUGUAUCUUCUGGGGAUGAGUGAUAGAUUGGUGACGAGUGGGGAGUCCACUUUUGGGUAUGUGGCUCAGGGUCUUGGAGGUUUGCGUUCAUGGGUGUUGUACAAGCCGGAAAAUCGCACAGCUCCGGAUCCGCCGUGCCGGCCGUUCACCUCCGUUGAGCCGUGCUUCCAUAGUCCUCCGUUAGAUAGCUACACGGCGGCGGCGCUUGUUCCCCACGUGCGGCCUUGUGAAGAUAGAAUUAGGGGUCUUAAGCUUUAUCCCGAUAUCAAAUAGUGUGGAAACUUUCAAAUAUUUUAAUGUACACAACAUUAAUAAAAAUGAACAAAAUUUC